This is a messenger RNA of Nicrophorus vespilloides, 4454 nucleotides long. RefSeq names its product triple functional domain protein-like. NCBI's taxonomy places the organism in Eukaryota, Metazoa, Arthropoda, Insecta, Coleoptera, Silphidae. Gene Ontology annotation, biological process: axon guidance; protein phosphorylation. The transcript is spliced from 14 exons. Gene Ontology annotation, molecular function: protein binding; ATP binding; protein kinase activity. The coding region runs from base 114 to 4025 and encodes 1303 amino acids. The record is from RefSeq and is a predicted model, not a curated record. Gene Ontology annotation, cellular component: cytoplasm.
AACUGUAAUGUGUGGAAGUUGAUCAUUGCUGACUCUAUAGUUCAACAGAGGUGAUUGAAUUUUGUAAAAGAAAAACAGAGUUGUGAAGUGUUUUGGUUUGUGGAUGAGGAAGAAUGUUGGUAGCAGAGGAGAAAUCCGCGGUGCGAGCCUCUUCGGCACCCCCGGAAUCUAACCACCAUCGUCGAUCCGGCAGUUUUUCCAUGAGGCAGGUUUACGAUAAAAUGCAGAAGUAUUUGAAGCAAGAUGCGACGGGAAGCGACGGACCUGCAGGAAACAACACCUCGUCUCCAGUCAACAAACGCAGGGGAUUCAGCGGCCGGAAAUGGCUGCCACCGCCGCUGCGGAAGUUGUCACAGGGAAAAGUGGAGAAGACACAACAGUCGACGCCGGAUCGGCCGCCGCUCAAGAAGACCGGAUCAGAUAAACGAAUCAAGGUGCCAACUGAAAUGGGUAACAAACCGUCGGUGUCCGAAGGAGAGGACGAAGGAGAUGAACGCGUGUUGCGCGCAGCCCGUUCUUUAGGGAACGCGGAAUUGGCGAACGGCGGCGCCGAAGAUGUCGACGACGUCGAAGUCGAAUUACCGCCACCGAUGAAGCCCAUCUCCGAACCGAUCCUCUGUCCACCGACCGUCCCUGCCAUCGAGGAGAACCCCUGCAAACGGGUGUCUAGUUUAACACUGAAAUCACUAGAAGGGGCUACGUCGGCAGAUUUAGCAGAAAUAGAGCAAAUAGUUAAGGAGCGAAUGGAGCAACACACCGAGAAUCAGGAGAGGAACUCGCUUUUCCGUGACGCGAAGAGCGAGUCUUCGGGUGAUGCCGUCGAUAACAAAGAUUUGAGCACGGAAUGCUCGUCGAAUGAGGCGACGGCAGCGUUGAGCGGUGACGACGAGAAGAGCGCGGAGAAUGUGAAGAAGCAUUUGGAGAAUCGGCAGUACGUGCUGCACGAACUCCUCGAGACCGAGGAGAAUUACGUCACGGAUUUGGCGCUCAUCGUCGAGGGUUACAUGGUGACUAUGCGCGACGAGAACUGCAGCAUUCCGAUGCCCGAAGAUCUCAAAACUGGUAAAGACAAAAUGGUCUUUGGUAAUAUUGAAUCCAUCUACGAUUGGCACAAAAAUGUUUUUAUGAAGGAAUUGAAACGCUGCGCCCAGCAACCCGGCGAGCUGGGACAACUCUUCAAGAAGUACGAACGGAAAUUGUACAUUUACGUCGUGUACUGCAAGAACAAACCGAUGUCCGAGUUCAUCGUCUCCGAACAUCUGGACACCUACUUCGAGGAGCUGCGAUCGCUCCUCGGUCACAAGCUGCAGAUCUGCGACCUCCUCAUCAAGCCCAUCCAGAGGAUCACCAAGUAUCAGCUGCUGCUGAAGGAUCUGCUCAAGUACACGGAGCGAGCGGGAAUCGAGAGCGACGCCGCGUUGUUGAGGGACGCCCUUCGUGUGAUGACCGUCGUACCGAAAGCUGCCAACGAUAUGAUGGAUGUUGGCAGAUUGCAAGGCUUCGAUGGAAAGAUAACUGCCCAAGGUAAAUUGCUGUUGAACGGACCGUUGAUAGUGUCGGAUCUGCCCGCAAAUACGACGACGAUCGUCGGGAAGAACAAGGAACUGCACGUCUUCCUCUUCGAGCAGAGUAUCAUCUUUUCCGAGGCAUCGGUCAAGAAGAAUCAGUUCAGCAGCUCCAAAUACUACUACAAAACUCACAUCCAGGUCAACAAGAUGGCGUACGAGUUCAAGGAGGACUCGUUCUUCAUCAGAUCGACAGAUCCGAACAAAGUGCAAUUCGAACUGUGCUGCUUGGCACCGACGCCCGAACUCCACCUGGAAUGGGAAUCGACGAUCGAGGCGAUGAUCCAAACGCAGACGGACUUCCUGAAAGCCAUCCAGAGUCCGAUCGCUUACCAGAAGGAACUAACGAGAGAUGCUUUCCCUUUCGAAAUACCCCAAGUAAACAGACAGACUGUAAAUAUUCCGGUGACGACCGUCCAGCAGCAGCAGCAGCAGCCGGUGGACGUCUCGAAGAAUCGUAAAACUGUGCCGGCGAUCCACAAGGCCAACACCAUCGGCAUUCCAUCCGAGGCGGAGAUCACCAACUCCAAGGAUAAACACCAGAAAAAGUACUUUUUCGAUGGGCUGAGGAGGAACAAGCACAAGAGCGACAGUCAGGUCGCUGAAGGAAACAAGAGCCAAACGGAGGGAGGAAGCCCGAGACGAUGGUCAGAAGCACAGAACUCCACGUUUGAUAAUCAUGUGAUGGCGCCUGGAACUCAGGCGAGAUUGGUGUGCGAAUGGCCGGAAUGCAAUCUGGGAGAGGCUGUGACGAUCAUCAGGUACGAUUCGAAUCAGGGUUACCUGGUGAGAACGAAUACGCACCUGGAGGAGAUCUGGCUGCCGUCGCACGUUCUCUCGAACGGUAACCGCAAAGCAUGGUCCUUCAGAUUCAGAAAACCCAGCUUCACGCCCGGCCGCAGAUCUAUAGACGGCACGAACAUCCAGGAGAACAUCAUACCUGAAGUGUCGUGUCCGGAGUUCCGGGACAAAGUCAAAGACUGCACCGCUCAGAGCGGCACCAAGGUGGUGUUCAAGUGCAGGGUGAAACCCUGCGGACGGAACGUGCAGAUCACUUGGAAGAAAACCGAACCGGAUCCUUGCGUCAUGCGAAACAGCGGAAGAUUCGCCCUCAGUCAGAGCGAAGACGGUGUGGCGAUGCUCAUCAUAAGCAACGCGAGGAGCUCGGAUUCCGGAACUUACCUGUGCAUAGCGUCCAACGAUAUUGGCUCGGCGCAAUGUUACGCCGUGCUGAACGUAUCCGAUUCGUUACCUUUACUCCGCGAACCUCUCAUACAGGUGAUCUCGUGUUCGAGCGUCCUUUUGGAAUGGGACAACGAUUCCAAUUCCAAUCAGCAAUUCCUCGUCGAGUAUUGCAAGCUCGGCACCGGGGAAUGGAUGUCGCCGAACGGCAGGCAACCUCUGAACUCGCUGAGCUACACCGUCGAGCAUUUGAUACCUGGGGAAACGUACAGUUUUCGCGUUAUAACCGUGCAGAACAAGCAGAUUUCCUUGCCGAGCGUCGCCGUAACUUUGCCGGUCGCUGAUAACUUGCGGUGGCAGCAGGAGCAGUUCAAACGAAGAUAUAUCGAGCUGGAGGAGAUCGAUCGAGGACGGUUCUCGGUGGUGAGGAGAGCUCAAGAUCGAGGGACAGGUCUGGAGGUCGCUUUGAAGCAAGUCUUCAGGAGGAAACAACCGCAUAAAGUUACGCAAGCUGAGUACGCUCUUUUGGCUGGAAUGCAACACCUCCACAUCAUCCACGCCAUGGCUCUAUUCGAUAACGCUCCCGUUCCUGGCAUCGACACCAUAGUUCUUGAGCUUGUGAAAGGUCCUCUUCUUUUCAACUUCAUCGCGCAGAACGAUGAAUACACCGAGUCCGAAGUCAACCAAUACGCGAAACAAUUGAUUUCCGCAUUGGCUUGGCUGCACGACAAAAACUUGGCUCAUUUAGAUGUUAAGCCGGAAAACGUGAUGAUAGACCCGAACCACGUGACACCGUUGGUGAAGUUAAUAGACUUCGGUGAUUGCGUGAACACCUCGAAGAGCGUCAUCCUUCCACCGGCGUGCCUCGAGUUCGCCUCUCCGGAGUUGGUGCUGGGUCAACCGGUUGGAAGACACACCGAUUAUUGGGCAGUCGGCGUCUUCCUCUACGUCCUCCUCAGCGGCGUCUCACCAUUCCUCGACGACUCGAUGGAGGAGACGACCGCGAACAUCCUCAAAUGCGAUUACUGCUUCCCCGAUGAAUACUUUUCCGCUGUUUCCUGCGAGGCCAAAGAACUGAUCGGCAAACUGCUCAGCCUCAAUCCGACGCAGCGCAUCUCCAUGGAGCAAGCGCUGGAAAGCGCUUGGAUCCAAAACAUCAACAACGGCAAUAACGUGAUACCAUCGUCGCGUCUCAAAACGUUCAUCGUGCGUCGGAACCCUCUGCAUCAUCCAGCGACGCCCACGACGCCGACGAACACGACGUUCUUCACCGACUAAGAAAACGAGAUUUUUUUUUCUUCAAUUAACCUUGUUUGCAUCUGCUCUACAUCGAACGGAAAUCUAGUCAAUAGACGAAAACAGCAAUCAUCGAAACAUGGAUGUAACCUACUAUUAUUACUACUACUGAUAUUCUGAUUACUAUACAUUUUCAUUAUCGUAAUUCAAUUUGUACUCUGUAAAUAUUCGCUUAAACUGAUUUAUAUAUAGUCUACAUAGUUUUUAUAUAUAUAUUGUGAGCACGCACAUUUCUAAGGAACAUAAUUUGUUUAGUAUUAACGUUUAUUAACUGUGAAAAGUUAGAUAUUUUAUAUGUUAUUAUUACUAUUAUAAGAAAUCUACAACCACACACCCCCCCGAACCCCCCAACCAAUGUGAUUUGAAACGCUAACGCAGAAGAAAACCUACGUAUGUUAAUCUUUGUAUUUA